UCAGGACGGCAGAGAGAGACACUACAUACUGCCCGAUUUGAAUGAUUUCCUUUUUUAUUAUUAAAACAAAACUACUAUUUCAAGUAUGAAUGGGGAAAAAUAACCACUAUAUUUUGGAGCAUGGCUGAGCGGGAUUGUGAUCAUUCACCCACAAGAGCAUUAGAGCGAAAUAAUCAGCAACGGCACAGAUUCCCCACCGAUUGACCACACCCUACCCAUUGAAUACAGGAUCACGCUGGUGGUGCUCUACCUGCUUGUGUUUAUUGGUGGGAUCAUUGGGGUGGUAAUGAUGAGCACUACCCUUAUGUCCACCCUUAUGCUGUCUGUCACCAGGGUGUCAAUAAUCAACCUGCUUGUGGUACACGCGAUCUUCCUUCUCACGGUGCCCUUUCGUGUUUACUACUAUUCCAUCAAUAACUGGAAACUAGGCUUCAGCUUUUGCAAAGUGAUCAGCAGCAUGCUUCACGUGCACAUGUACCUCAGCUUCAUCUUCUACGCUAUUAUCCUGUGCACGCGAUACCUAGCCUACUUCGAAUGGAGACUCAGACUGGAAUUCUACCGAGAUCUGCAUGCCGUAAUAGCCAGUGUGGCCAUCUGGACCAUCAUUUUGGCUACAGUGAUUCCUUCUACCAUCACAUAUGGACUUGGAAUGGCUACAAAUAAUAACCAGUGUUUUGCCUUUGGAAUUGCUCUUUAUGAUACAAAUGUGAAAGUGCUAAACUACAUCAUUUGCGCUGUGGUGCUGUUGAUUUGGGCGGCGUUGGCCUCGUGUCAGUGCUACAUCCUGUGGCGCGUGUGCCGAAAGCACGGAAAUCUCUCAUGGGUUCAUCAAGAGUUCUGGGCUCAGAUCAAGAGUCUGUGCUUUGUGUUGAUUAUGCUCUUGUGCUUCGUGCCUUACCAGGCCUUCAGGAUCUACUAUGCAUGCACAUUUUGGCCAGGACUCGAAAAGGUCAAUGAGGUUUUUCUGGCCAUCACAGCUUUCAGCUGCUUUGACAUGCUUAUGUUUGCUGGGAGGGGUCUGUGGCGACCCGUUUACAAAAUAUGUUGUGAUUCAUGAUGUGUUAAACUCCCUGACUGACAUACUCUAUACUCUUACACACAUAUACCUUUAUAUAAACAUAUGAAUUGUAUUAUAUAUAAUAUGUAUAUGUAUGAAUGUGUGUGUGUGUGCUUUUCCUCCCUUCAACUGUGAAAUAUUUGCAUUAUUAAUUGCACAUGUUUAGUUUGCAAACGGUAAUUUCCUUUGUUUUUGUUUUUUUGAAUUAUUAUCUGCUCUCUUGCUGGUCUGGAGUUACUAUCCAGUUACAUUAAGGGUGUUUUGUACAAAUGUCCUGUAUACUCUAUGGGUAAAAUCAUGUGGACACCUAAAAAAUUACACCAAUUUUUGUGCUUUUCGAACAUCCAACUCCAGAUUUAGUCCCAUUUGCUGUUCCCUUCAGCCUUCCAGGUUUCUCAUUAGGAUAUGUAAGAGCAUUACUGAGGUCUGACACUGAUGUUGUGUGAGGAGAUCUGGGGUGCACUC
Molecule: messenger RNA, 1522 nt
Organism: Silurus meridionalis
Lineage: Eukaryota; Metazoa; Chordata; Actinopteri; Siluriformes; Siluridae
Product: probable G-protein coupled receptor 141
Exons: 3
Coding region: 287-1057 (256 amino acids)
Biological process (GO): G protein-coupled receptor signaling pathway
Cellular component (GO): membrane
Molecular function (GO): oxysterol binding; G protein-coupled receptor activity
Source: RefSeq, a predicted model, not a curated record